Messenger RNA from Plasmodium vinckei vinckei, 1584 nucleotides. Its product is annotated as conserved Plasmodium protein, unknown function. The transcript has a single exon. The record is from RefSeq and is a predicted model, not a curated record. NCBI's taxonomy places the organism in Eukaryota, Apicomplexa, Aconoidasida, Haemosporida, Plasmodiidae. The coding region runs from base 1 to 1584 and encodes 527 amino acids.
AUGACUAAAUGGAUAUCAAAUAGCAGUCUAUAUAAUCAAAAUAAAAAUAUCCGAAUUUUAAAUAUCCAUACAGAGUUUAAUGACAAUGUAGAUAGUAAUAUUGCAUAUACAAAUUUGGAUAAAAAUGAAAGUAGCCCUUCAGAAACAUCUUUAUUUCUUGACACAAGUUAUAAUUACUUAGAUAUAAGCAAAAAAAAAAUGAAUCAUGACAAAGAUGAAAAUAAAAGGAAUCAUAAUUCAAAAGCUGAAUUUGAAAUAAAGGAACUCAUAAAGAAAGAAAUCGAGAAAAAUAACAAAACGGGAGAAGAAGAAGAACAUAUAAAGAAAAACGUUGCACAUAAUAAAAUAAAUAGAGAUAAAAAAGAAAGAGACACCGAAAGAUACGAAGAAGACAAUGACGAAAUCGAUGAGGAAAGUGAUGAUGAAGAAGAUGAAGAAAAAGAUAAACCGAAGGACAAAAAAAUAAAAAAACUAAUACACCAUGAAAUCAGAAAAAUUAAUGAAAAAAUUGAAAAGGAUAUACAAGAAAGAGAAGAAGAAAAGAGCCACCAUGAAAUAAAAGGACAUAAAACUAUAGCAAUUGAAAUAAAAAAUGAAAACACACAUCCUAAAAUUAAAUGCUCAAAUAAAUUAAAUUAUAUAGAAUUAGAAUCUUUAAAUAUAGAUAAAAACUUCACAAGCGAAAAUAAUAAUAAUGAUGUAAUUUCCUUUAUUAAUAUAAAAACAAAAGAUAAAAUAUCUUUUAUAGAUAAAAUAAAUGAAAAUAUUGCAAAAAUAAAAGAUAAUUAUGAUAUAAAUAAAAUAUCAAACGUCGAACAAAUGGAAGUAGAACCAAAUGACAUUAAAAAGGAUCAAAAAAUUGUAGAUGACCAAAUUAAAAAUAAAAACAAAGUGCAAGACAAUGCAAUACUACACAAUAAUAAUCAUUCUUUUUUGGAUUCCAAAGAAUAUAAUAAAUAUCAUAUAGUUUUUAAUAAUAAUUUAAAAAAUAUUAAUAAGCAUAUAAAUGCUCAUAAAUAUAACAAUUUAAAUGGAACCGUGAAAAGCAAUGAUAGAAUUAAAAGUGGUUUUACUAAUUUUCUAAUGGAAAACCAAGAAGAUGAUUCUCACCCGAAAUCCAUCAAUUUUGGGCGUCGAAGUUCUGUUUUAAACAUAACUAAUGAUGAGUAUAGUAAAUUACUUAAUGAAGGAAGUGUACUUGUAUAUGAUAAAGACGAGGUGGUUCCAUAUAAAUAUGAUGCCUUUGAAGUAAAAGAUGAUAAUGUAGAUGAUAUGAAAAACCAUGAUAAUAAUAAUAAUAAUAAUAGUCAUAUAGAUGAAAAUUACACCAAUGAUAUAGCAUCACAGAAUACUCCAGAGGAAGAAGACCAAUUAAAAGGAAUGAUUUUAACAUGUGUAACUGUUAUUAUAAUUCUUACGAUUAUAAUUUUAAUUGGAUUUAUCAUUUAUUAUUAUGAUAUUAUAAAUAAAAUACGUGUAAAAUUACAGAAAAAAGGAACAAAUAAUAAAUCAAUGACAAUAAAAAAUGACACAUCUUCAGGAAUGUACAUAGAUAAUUACUAUGAUGAUAGUACUCAUGCAUAA